This is a messenger RNA of Rhipicephalus microplus (southern cattle tick), 897 nucleotides long. RefSeq lists its product as uncharacterized. Lineage: Eukaryota; Metazoa; Arthropoda; Arachnida; Ixodida; Ixodidae. The record is from RefSeq and is a predicted model, not a curated record.
AUGCCACCCGCGCGAGCACCCAUUCGCUGGCCAGAGACGCAGGAAAGAUGGUCGCGACUGCAUGUCGACUUCGCGGGUCCGAUCCAAAACAAGAUGCUUUUUGUCGUUGUGGACUCUCACAGUAAAUGGAUUGAGGCCAUUCGCCUGGCUCACACGACCUCGCGCAACACAGUCAAUGCCCUGCGAACGCUGUUCAGUACAUUUGGUCUGCCACACACAGUAGUGUCUGAUAAUGGCACGCCAUUCACCGGAUGGGAGUUCAACGAGUCCUUGCAACAGAACAGAGUAGUUCACGUGCGGGCACCCCCCUACCAUCCACAGAGUAAUGGACUCGCUGAACGUGCGGUACAACCCAUCAAAGACGGACUAAAGAAGUGGGGGGACGCAGACUUGUCAAAGACGCUGGCUAGAACACUGUGCCGCUAUAGAAACACGCUGCUUACGUCCGGGCGCACAAGAUCAGAAAUGUUGUUGGGUUACCUGCUCCGCACCCGAUUAGACAUGUGUUUUCCUCCCAGGAGCCGAGCAACAGGGCAUGUCCACCCUGCUGACAGCGCCGGGUGGAACUUCGCACCGGGAGAUCCUGUGUACCUUCGCAAUUACGGCCGUAGUGACAAGUGGACACCUGGGAAGGUCCGGUCAACCUCUGGUGCACGCAUCUUGCCUGUCGACACGGAGAAUGGACUUGUUCACCGGCACAUAGACCAGCUCAGGUGGAGAAGCAUCGAAGAACCGUCGAGUCUAGAGGCUCUCACUAGCCCCCAGAUAAGCCCGGACCCUCCAGUACAAGACUGCGAAGCUCCAACGGCUACUGGCCCCGGUCUUCCGGGCCACCCGCCCCCAGAGCUAAGACGUUCCACACGUAUCAAGAAGCCAGUGGAGCGUUAUAGAUUCUAA